GUGCCACCCGCAGAGAUGAAAUGUGAGCCUGGGUGACCCAGGACGCCAGAGUGGCUGCCUCUUGCUAGCUUGAGGAAGUGCAGUGGGCCAAACAGAGGUGCAGCUCAGCCGGGACCUCGCAGCUCAGCGGGGUGGGGACCACUCCAGCAGCCUGCACUUACCUCUGCCAGGGACGCACUUCUUCCCGGGACUCCUGGGUCAUGGGCAAGACUCGGUGGAAUCCGGCUCUCGGGAGCGCAGCUCUGUCCAUCUGACCGCUCUCCACCCUCUUCAUCCAUCUGGGUUCCCUCUGCCCGCCCAUCUGUCGGUCUGUCUGUCCUGGCGAAACACUUGGGUCACCGGCUUGGAUGGACUCGUCGAGGCUGCCCCAGCGUCCAGGGGUCUUGCUUCCGAAGUUGGUUCUGCUCUUUGUCUACGCAGAUGGCUGCCUUGCGCAGUGUGGUAAAGAAUGCAGAUCUUACUGCUGUGAUGGGAACACGCCCUACUGCUGCUCCUACUAUGCCUACAUUGGGAAUAUUCUCUCGGGCACUGCGAUUGCAGGCAUUGUGUUUGGAAUCGUGUUCAUCAUGGGGGUCAUUGCUGGAAUUGCCAUCUGCAUCUGCAUGUGUAUGAAGAACAACCGUGGGACGAGGGUGGGUGUCAUCCGAGCAGCCCACAUCAACACCAUCUCCUCCCAUCCUGUGGCACCACCCCCCUAUAGUUAUGACCACGAGAUGGAAUACUGUGCAGACUUGCCUCCUCCAUACUCCCCGGCCCCACAAGCUUCAGCCCAACGCUCUCCACCUCCUCCUUAUCCUGGAAAUUCAAGGAAAUAAUCCUCCUCCCAGAAUGGAAUAUGUGCCAACCAGCAAUUUUGCUCAGAACAAAAUGCCUCAAUUUGGAAAUAUGCAGAAAAAGAUUGCUCUACUGUUUAGGGUCAGAUAAUAUAUGCUCAUGUUGGGGGACAUGUGGUUCCUACCCUGCUCAGAGCCAACCCUACAUGGAGAAGUACUUUUGUUUCUAUGGAGCAACAUUUUAUGUGAUCUACUGAUCCCCUCAAGCACAUGCAGAGAAAAACAACACAAUUGCCUAUCUGACAAUUAUGCUGUUUUAGCUGAAGAAAACUUCAGUAUUGAUCUUGGAGUCAAGAAGCCCAAAGAAUAGUCUGACCUGCAUCAGGAAGCAGCUCUGUCCACAUGGCUUUCAGAGAACUAGAACUGUUCGUUAUUUCAUUCAUCCCCAAAUAUGUAUUAAGUGCCUGAGAGCCUGCCUUGUGCCUGGCAGCCAUAGAGGCACUGGGCAGAAGUAACCGGAAGGGAACUUUGAUUUUAGCACAGGCGUACCUCAUUUUGUUGCACUUUGCUCUACUGCACUUUGCAGACAUUGCAUCUUUUACAAACUGAAGAUUUGUGGUAACCCUACACCAAGGAGCGCCACUUCCCCAGCAGUAUGAACGACUUCAUAUAUCUUUAUAUCACUUUUUGUAAUUCUCAUAAUAUUUCAAACUUUUUCAUUUACUAGUAUUAUACCAUUAUGGUAAUCUGUGGCUCGAGAUCUUCGAUGUUGCUAUAGUAGUUGUUUUGUUUGGGUAUCAUGAACUAUGCCCAUAUAAGUCAAUGAGCUUAGUAGACUGAUACAUUGUGUGUGUUGGAUAUGCACUACUGAAUGGGUUCUCUCUCUCUCUCUCUCUCUCUCUCUCUCUCUCUCUCUCUCUCCUCCCUCCCUCUCUUCUGUUCUCCCUGUGUUUCUCACCUUGAGCCUUGAGCCUUCUUAUUCCCUUAGAACAAUAUUGGAAUAUAAUGACCCUAUAACCCUCCAAUAAGCUCUGAGUGUUCAAGCUACAGGAAGAGUGGCACAUCGCUCAUUUUGAAACAAAAGCUGAAAAUUAUUCAUCUCGGAUAGGAAGGCAUGUCAAAGGCUGCAAUAGGCUGGAAAGCUGGCCUCUGAUAGCAAGCAAUAAGCCAAAUUGUAAAUGCAAAUAAGGAUUUCUUGAAAGAAAGUGAAAAAUGCCUCUCUCUAAAUACAUCGAUAAGAGAGAGAGACAGAGAGAGAGAGAGAGAGAGACAGAGAGAGAGAGUCCCAUUGCUUAUAUGGAGGAAGCUUUAGUAGAUAGAUCAAACCACCACAUUUUCUCAGUCCAAAAAGCUUAAUCAGAGCAAAGGUCUAACCUCAGUUCUGUUAAGGUAAGUGAAGACACUAUAUGAGAAACCUUCAAAGGAAGGUAGCAGAGGUCGGAUCAGGAGGUUUAAGUUUCCGAAAUGAGCCACCUCUGUGAAUGGAAUGCAAGGUGAAGUGGCAGGUGCUACUGUACAGGCUGUAGCCAGUUAGUUAAAGACUUGGUUAGGAUCAUACAUGCAGAUGACCACAGUAAAUGAUAAAAUCUCCAUGUAAAUGAAAAGCCCUACUACUGGAAGAACUUUCAUCGACAGGGAGAAGCAGUCAUCUUGACUUCAAAGCUUCAGAAGGCAGACUGGCUCUCUUACUGGUGUCUAAUACGACUAGUGACUUUCAGCUGAAGCUAAUGCUCCAUUAUCCUUUACUAUUCAAAAAUCCUCAUACCCUCAAGAGUUAUACUAAAACUGCCCUGCCCACACUUUAUAAAUAUAACAACAAAAUCUGUUUUCAGUGUUGUUUACUGAAUAUUUUAAGCCAAGUAUUGAGAUCUACAGCUCAGGGAUAAAAAAAGAUUUCUUAUGAAACAUUACUGCUCAUUGACAAUGCACCUGCUCAUCCACACACUCUGAUGGAGAGGCUAAAGGACAAAGUGUUUUCAUGCCUACUAAUACAAAGCCUACUCUAUCCCACAUACUAUGGGUAACUUUACCUUUCAAGUCUUACUGUUUAAUAACUGCAUUUUAUAAGGUCGUAGCUGCCAGAGAAAUUGAUUCUUGUGAUAGCCUGACAAAAGUAAUUGAAAACAUCUUGGAAAGGAUUUACCAUUUUAGAUGCCUUUAGGUUCAUUCAUGAGUCAUGAAAAGAUGUCAGAAUAUCAGUAUUAACAUGAGUUUGAAAGAAGUAGAUUUUAAUCCUCAAUGCAUAGUUUUGACAAUUUCAAGGCUUCAGUGGAGGAAAUAUCUACAGAUAUGGUAGGACAACAAGGGAACUGGAAUUAGAGAUGAAGCUUGAGGAUGUAACUCAAUCUCAUGAUAUGUCCCCCAGAUGUGCAGUUGGUGCUUAGGGGUGAACAAUGACAGUGGUUUCUUGAGAUGAACUCUACUCCUGGUGAAGGCUUUGUAGAGAUCUGUUGAGAUAACAGCACAGAGUUUAGAGUAUUACAAAAACUGAUUCAAUAAAUCAGCAACCAGGUUUGAGAUGACUGACCACAAAUCUGAAGGAAGAUACACUGUCAAUUAAAAGCCAUCAAAGAGCAUCCCAAGCUACAGAGAACCAUUUUGUGAAAAGAAAAAUCAAUCCCUGCAUCAAACUUUGCUCUCAUUUUAUUUUAAAUAAUUGGUACAACCAACUUUCUAACUGCAGCAACCACCACAACCAGUCAAUAGCCACCAUCCCAACACCAGCAAAAAUAUUUGGCUUACUGAAAGCUCAGAUGGUCCAACAAUAUAGUAUUUUUAAUUAGGGUAGAUAAAUUAUUUUAUAGACAUUUAAUAAACUAAGUUGUAAUCUAAACAAAACUUUAAUAUGCACUAGUAAACAAAAAAAGUAUUCAUGUGAUUCUCUUGUGGAAUUUGCUUUAUAUAAAAAGAGGUACAUUCUCAUUGGCUACAAGGAAAAUGUUUUAGUGAAUGGGUAGAAGAUCAAACCCACAAUAUCUCCAAGGUUCACCUAUCUAUAAGCAACAGUUGCAGCUUUCCUGUUGGCUAGAUUGCUUUGUGAAGAUCCCUCUUAUCAUGAUUCCAAAGUCUGGCUAUGUAGAAAAGAAAUGUUCUAGAAGGGAUAUCUAAAUAAAAUGGCAGAUGCAUCCUUGUAUUCUCCAAAGUUUUGCUCAUGUUUUAGGUAUGUGUGAAGUGAAUUUCUGUGUCUCAGGAAUGAAAACAACAACUGAAUCUAUUCAUUUAAUUCAGUUGUUCAAACAAAAUCAAAGGCAUUCAAUAAGUUCUGGAAACCAAGAUCAAUUCAGUGAUAAUUACUCCCUCCGCAAAAUCAUCUGGCUUUAGGCACUGGAGUAUGACAAAGGUUUUUCCAACUGUGGGGGAAAUGAUGUCCCUUCACAUGCAGCACAUGCUACUUUUUAGAGUAAAAGAUAUGAAACCAACUGUUUCCAGGGACUCUAUAUCAGGUAGCAAAAUUACAGAACUUGAUCAUGAAAAUACAAAACAGACUUACAAAAGGAGAAAAUAAAAUUUGAAUUCUCUCUGUAAAAAUCUGCUCAAAUAUAACUGAGAUAUUUUGUUUCUCCUAAAAUUUUCAUAAUUUAUUCUCUUAAAAAAGUGAUAUGCAGUUAAUGGAAAUGGCAAGAAGAUACUGCAUUCAUAUUGUUGCCUUUUACCAAAACACACAUUUUAUAAAGUGCCUAUCUUUAGAUGUGAAAGCAUCAAUAAUUCAAACAGGCAAAUGUUUGCUACAAGUGACCCUCACAUUUGUAUUUAUUUUUAUGUGGGUCCUUUACUUUAAAAUUAUAUAUUGAGCAUUGGGGAUAGAUGUUUGGACUUUUAUGUCACUUUACAAGUAAACCUAAAUUAUUUAGUCCAAUACCAUGGUUAAAAUUCAGUGAAAUUUUGAUAAAUAACCAAAAGAAAAUAUUUUAAGCUACAAAUUAUAGUAACUGUACUUCUAGCUAAGAAACUUAAUAGAUGAUGUAUCUUUUGCCUUCAGAUACCUAUGUUAGAAAUGCAUUGAUCUGACUGAACAUGGUCUUUCAGUAAGGUCUAAAAGCUAGAUUUGUUUUGAAUGGCUUGCUUGGUUUGGGCAUGGAUGAUCUUGGAAAAAGGUGAAGCCUUCUGGGUUUCCCAGCUAUUCUAGUGAGAAGAUCCUGACUCACAUGAAAAGUUAGCAUAGUAUUAAUAGUACACACGCUCUAAUUUACUUUUCUUCUGCAUAUGUGAUCAGACUCAAUUACACUACAGCUAUGAUUCAAAGUACCAGAUUCUCUGUGACUUUGAGAAUGUUGGUUGCAAAUGCACAACACGUUCCUUAAGAAAAAUUAGGAGGAAAGUCCAUGAAAAUUGAAUUCUCAUCAUCUUCACCACCAAUAAACAUUGAUUGUCUGCCCCCUAUGCUCUAUAAAUAUUAUCCACACAGGAGCCAUUUCUGUAUGCACUAUCUCUCUUCUCUGGGUUGUUUACAGUCUUCCCUGAGGUAUGGCACAAACUUAUAUAUUUACAAUCGAUGACAGGUUUUUUACUUUUUUAUUUAGCAUCAUAUAAACAUAAAUGCACACAUUAUAGACAUCUAAAGUUCAGUGAUUAUUUUCACAAAUGAUGCAUAUAGGAGGAAAAAGUAUAUUAUGUGAAAGUUUGGACUAUAGUUAUUUAAAAACUAACAUGUUUGCUGUGACCAAAUUGUUUGCAAUAAGUAAUAAAAUAAAAAACUCAUUAUUAUA
Nannospalax galili (Upper Galilee mountains blind mole rat) is the source of this 5479-nucleotide messenger RNA. It is a transcript of the gene Cyyr1, whose product is annotated as cysteine and tyrosine rich 1. Bases 348 to 815 code for a protein of 155 amino acids. The transcript has 4 exons. The record is from RefSeq and is a predicted model, not a curated record. NCBI's taxonomy places the organism in Eukaryota, Metazoa, Chordata, Mammalia, Rodentia, Spalacidae.